UAUUUUCCCGAACUGUAUCAGCUUCUUUCCGCAGUUUGUCUCCAAAUACUGAAGCCUACUUCAAGAGAAACAAGUCGGUUCCAAAAACUCAAGAAACUUGUUAAUGGCGAAAGAAGAAACAAACUUCAAAGCUCAUGUGCUUAUCCUUCCUUAUCCAGCUCAGGGACACAUAAACCCCAUGUUACAAUUUUCCAAGCGCUUAGUCUCCAAAGGAGUCAAGGCCACCCUAGCAAACACCAUAGCCAUUAACAAGUCCAUGCAUGCUCACCCAACUUCCAAAAUUGACAUUGAAACAUAUUCUGAUGGCUUUGACGACGGUGGGUUUCAGCAGGCAGAGAGCACAGAGGUUUACUUAUCAACUUUAGAACUUGUGGGUUCGAAAACCUUGGCAGAUUUGAUCAAGAGACUUGAAGUUUCAGGUCGGCCUGUGUCUGCAAUUGUCUAUGAUGGGUUCAUGCCUUGGGCAUAUGAUGUAGCCAAGCAGUUUGGGCUGCUAAAGGUUUUGUUUUUCACUCAGUCUUGUGCUGUUAAUAGCGUAUAUUACCAUGUCCAACGUGGUCUUCUUCCACUGCCAGUUCAAGAAUCAUCUGUUUCGGUUCCUGGGUUGCCUCUGCUUCAUGUUUCAGAGACAUCUUCGUUUGUGUCUAAUCUGGGAUCCUACCCUGGUUUCUUUAAUCUGGUUCAGAGUCAAUUCAGAAACAUUGAUGAAGCCGACUGGGUGCUUUUUAACUCCUUUUACAAAAUGGAGGAAGAGGUGGUGGAUUGGAUGGCUAAACGUUGGCGACUUGGGACAAUAGGGCCAACACUUCCAUCUAUGUACUUGGACAAAAGACUUAAAGACGACAAAGAUUAUGGCAUCAAUUUGUUCAAGCCAGAUACAAGCACCUGCAUGAAUUGGCUGAAGAAUAAGCCAAGAGGUUCAGUUGUGUAUGUAGCCUUUGGGAGCAUGGCAGAACUUGGAGCUGAACAAAUGGAGGAGCUUGCUUGUGGAUUAAAGGCAAGUAAUUACUACUUCUUAUGGGUUGUAAGGGCAUCAGAAAAAGCAAAGCUGCCUGAAAACUUCAUAAAAGAGACGUCGGAGAAGUCUUUGGUGAUCUCAUGGUGCCCACAACUGGAGGUGCUAGCUCAUGAGGCAACAGGUUGCUUUGUGACUCACUGUGGGUUCAAUUCUGUUCUUGAAGCACUGAGCUUAGGAGUUGCAAUUGUGGGAAUGGCUCAAUGGACAGAUCAACCCACUAAUGCCAAGUUUGUGGAGGAUGUUUGGAAGAUGGGAAAAAGAGCUCAGCCAGAUGAGAAAGGUGUGGUGAGAAGAGAAAUUGUGGAGCUUUGCAUAAGGGAAGUAAUGGAAGGUGAAAAGGGAAAAGAGAUGAAGGAGAAUGCAAAGAAAUGGAAGAAUUUAGCUAGAGAAGCAAUUGAUGAAGGUGGAAGCUCAGAUAGAAAUAUUGAUGAAUUUGUAGCACAAUUGAUUAAUUAAGCAGCAUGUCUUAAUUUGCUUCUCAACUAAAUUAAUAAAGAGAGAUUUGCUUA
Molecule: messenger RNA, 1527 nt
Organism: Manihot esculenta (cassava)
Lineage: Eukaryota; Viridiplantae; Streptophyta; Magnoliopsida; Malpighiales; Euphorbiaceae
Product: UDP-glycosyltransferase 74G1
Exons: 2
Coding region: 104-1474 (456 amino acids)
Molecular function (GO): UDP-glycosyltransferase activity
Source: RefSeq, a predicted model, not a curated record